Molecule: messenger RNA, 6768 nt
Organism: Chelmon rostratus (copperband butterflyfish)
Lineage: Eukaryota; Metazoa; Chordata; Actinopteri; Chaetodontiformes; Chaetodontidae
Product: guanine nucleotide-binding protein G(q) subunit alpha
Exons: 7
Coding region: 1116-2195 (359 amino acids)
Biological process (GO): adenylate cyclase-modulating G protein-coupled receptor signaling pathway; phospholipase C-activating dopamine receptor signaling pathway; action potential
Cellular component (GO): heterotrimeric G-protein complex
Molecular function (GO): guanyl nucleotide binding; G protein-coupled receptor binding; G-protein beta/gamma-subunit complex binding
Source: RefSeq, a predicted model, not a curated record
AGUGGGUGACGACGAGCAAUCGCCACCACCAGGAAAAAAAAAUACCAGGAGCGAUAAAAUGCACGGACUACAGGGGUCCAUUUGACUGUUAGUUAGACGUUUUCGCAUUUUGAGGGUUUGGUCCUGACGAUGUUUUUAGAAGAACACUUGCUGAAUACAAUGACAGCCCUCUGUCAGGCCGAGCUUUCUUUUUUUUAGCCAGUUGGCUGCAAUUCCAGGGAUGGCUAGCUGAGCUAACCUAGCUAGCUAACAAUUAGCCUGCCCAUUUAGCAAAACUGGUCACUGGGUGUCUCGGUCUGCAAAAGGAUAACUGCUCUGUGCGCAAUUGUAAAGCGGAAACGUUAGUUUAAUUUGGAUUUUUACAGGAGUUUUUGUUCGUCGAGUGGCUGAGACAGUGGGCUAGCCUAUCUGUUGGUUUAGUAGAUGGACAGUUUGACGGGCGCUCAUUGUCGCUGCGCGGGCGUACAGUGUUGGUUUCGGGGCGGCUAGGCUCGUACUCGGCCGGGCAACCAGCAGAGGGAUUGUACAAAUGUGGCAGUGGCAGCCAGUCGUGUCCCGCUGUCUCUGGGACCGAAGUUGGUAGUUUGAUAUAUAUAAAAAAAGGAUUUUAGUGGGUGUUAGGUUUCCGGGCUAACCAGCUACGCGGGAAAGGAAUCAGAAAGUGUGGGCACACUUAAAAUCCAUUACCUAGUCACGUUAGCUUGGUUACAACGUUAGCAGCAUUUAGCUUGGAAGCUAGUCACCGAGUGAACGUUACCCAAACUAGUUGCAGCUCUUUUGGAAAGUGUGUCAAAUAAAAUGGUUAUAUGCACAGUCGGUAGUUAUCUAAAAUGUGUGCGGACAUGUUGCAUUGCCAAUUUUCUGUGAUCAGCUGUCAGUCCCUGUAGGCUGAGGAUUUACACAAGACUUUGACUAAGCUGUCAAGUAUUUGACACUUGACAGCAAUUUUACCAUCCACAAGGAAGGCCAGAGUCUGCAGCAAGCUCGACGACCGGCGUCUGGAUAUACGUCUUUGAAAACGGGCUGUUGCUCAGAGGGGGUUUCAUUUAUUUGAUACUUUCUGUGAGGUGUAGCCCGGCGCCCCUUGUCAGACGGGCUUUUUAGCUCAUGCGGUGAUGACUUUAGACUCCAUGAUGGCUUGUUGCCUGAGUGAGGAGGCGAAGGAGUCCAAACGAAUCAACGCUGAGAUCGAGAAACAACUCCGGCGAGACAAGAGAGAUGCCAGACGGGAGCUGAAGCUUCUUCUGCUGGGUACUGGAGAGAGUGGCAAGAGCACCUUCAUCAAGCAGAUGAGAAUAAUCCAUGGGUCAGGCUACACAGAUGAGGAUAAGAAAGGCUUCACCAAACUAGUCUAUCAGAACAUCUUCACCUCAAUGCAGGCGAUGAUCCGUGCAACGGAGACCCUCAAAAUCCCGUUCAAGUACGAACAGAACAAGAAUAAUGCCCAGGUGGUGCGGGAGGUGGAUGUGGAGAAGAUUUCAUCAUUCGAUCAGCCUUACAUCGGCGCGAUAAAGAUGCUGUGGGCUGACCCUGGCAUCCAGGAGGCCUAUGAUCGCAGGAGAGAGUACCAGCUUUCUGACUCAACCAAAUAUUACCUUAAUGAUUUAGAACGAAUAGGAUCACCGGGGUACGUGCCCACUCAGCAGGAUGUGCUGCGGGUUCGAGUGCCCACCACCGGCAUCAUUGAGUACCCAUUUGACCUGGAGAAUAUUAUCUUCAGGAUGGUGGAUGUAGGGGGUCAGAGGUCCGAGAGGAGGAAGUGGAUCCACUGCUUUGAGAACGUCACCUCCAUCAUGUUUCUGGUGGCACUCAGCGAAUACGACCAGGUCCUGGUGGAGUCCGACAACGAGAAUCGUAUGGAGGAGAGUAAAGCUCUGUUCAGGACCAUCAUCACAUAUCCCUGGUUCCAAAACUCCUCUGUCAUCCUCUUCCUCAACAAGAAGGACCUGCUGGAGGAGAAGAUCAUGUAUUCUCACCUGGUUGAUUACUUCCCAGAGUUUGACGGUCCCCAGCGGGACGCUCAAGCGGGUCGGGAGUUCAUCUUGAAGAUGUUUGUGGACUUGAACCCCGACAGUGACAAGAUCAUCUACUCCCAUUUCACAUGCGCCACCGACACGGAGAACAUCCGCUUCGUCUUUGCAGCCGUCAAAGACACCAUCCUGCAGCUCAACCUCAAAGAGUACAACCUGGUGUGAAGAGAGGGAGCGAGGGCAAGCGAGAAAGAGACCUGCAGAGUCCACUUCGAGAAACACACACAUCUGCAUGAAACAUACUGCUGCUCAACGAGUUAAGCAUUGCCUCAUACUUUACCAGACCGACACUAUCCAUGUUCUGUCCCUACUGUUCACUUAGCUCCUUGGUUGUUGGUUUUUUAACAGAAUGGUUAUCUGUUUUGUGGUUCCAAUAUUUGCUUCUCUUGUACAAACACACAUGAAACACACGAGUACAACACUCCCUCCAUUUGUCCCCCUCUCUGGAGGGGUUUUGGUCUGCUUCAGGCCUCCUCUCGGUCCUCGUUUGGCCCCGGGCGUGGCUUUUUUUCUUUCUGUACACUACAUUAUCACCAGUGCUUGUGUGUUUGAGGUGGGUAGAGGGCCUUCUCUGGGUAAGCUUUUAUGGACAAAGGGCUCUCUCCCCUUCCUAUUUAACCCAUGCAUGUGAUACACUACAGCAUGAGGGCAUGAGGCCAGGCUACAGACCCUGGACUCUGCUCAUCUGCGAAGGGUAACUAAUUAUGACAAUGGGAAUAUAUUAUCAGGCAGUGCUGAGGUGCAGUGAGGUACUUGGUUCCCCUGUUUUGUUUUGUUUUUUAUCCCCGCCCCAAAUCAGAGCUCAGAUGCUCUGUUGAAUGUAAAUAAAGUUUUCACGCUGCUCACCCAGAGUGAGGGCUUGACAGAGAUGACUAUAUGUUCUCUGUAGACUUUCAGAUAUUUUCAUGUUAAUUUCAUGGUUCUAUUAUUACUGCUAUUGUCCUCCAGUUAAAAUUGAAGAUGACUACUCAAAGGAAUGCAGCGCUCCAGAAAGAAUCACAGUGUGUUCCUUUUACACUGCCCCUCAUUUUAACAUACUUUAUGAAACCGAUGAGAAACAACACUACAGGUGUUCACACACUGUAUGUCAGCUCCCCUGUAGUUCUGUAUCACAUUGCCAAAUUAAAACCACCUACUUUUUUCUGUAAAUAUAUUUACAUUGCCAGUAUCCUGUUCGUCCCUUAAGUGGUUCAGACACUAACAUAUUUGGAAACUGGUAUUACCAAAAUUUAGUGGAAGUUUUCUCUCGUGAUGGAUCAUUCAGGUGUUGAUGGCAUAACAACUCACUUUGUGUGGCAUUUUUUUUUUCAUGUCAGCCAUUGUCUGAAUCACACUUGUAUUAGUACUGUGAUUUAUUUUCUUUGUUUCCUUUGAUGGUGAGAAUAACCCUCCUGAGCACAAUGUGCAAAAGAUGAUAUACGAUUAGUACAGUGCAAUAGUCAGUUGUAGAUGAAUAAAGCUUUUGCGCUGCCAGUUAGCUUAAGUCACAAGUUGGUCUUGAUCAUCCAUAUGGCUUCUCUUUGUGAUCAACCUUAUUUUGCCAUGAUAUUCGGCCAACAUCUGAUAAACUGUCAUAGCGAGAGGGUAAAUAGUUCUUUUUUGUAUGUCUAAUUUAUCAAUCAGAUCUACGUAUUGUCACUACAGUAAAUGAGACUUCCUCCCUAGUUUCAGCUCAAACGUUUUUCCAACCAAGGAGACAGGAGGAGAUUUUAUACUGCUGUAAAAUAUCAAAACUAUUUUAUGGACAAGUGUUCUAUCUUUGUAAUGAUACUUCAUAUAUUUAGUUGUUGCAGUUCUGUUUUGAAAUGCUUGACAAUGGACAACGCUGUUUCCAUGUCAGGUUUGUGCUUUAUGCAAAUAGGAAAAUGAAAACAGACAAAAAACGUAGUGGUUGAAUCUUUACUGUUCAAGGAUGCUUGCAUUUUUUUUUGUAAUUUUUGAGGAUACGUGUUGGCUGUUGGUACCAAUCCCAUAUCGUGUCUCUUGCCUGAUAGUUGUUUAAAUAUUCCAUUAAGCUGAAAGUUGAUAGAUGGCUAUUUUUGUCUUCACAAUGUAAUUCAGGUAAGUUUUCAUAACUCUUUCAUCACAAGGGCUACUACUAGCAGCUUUGAUAGAAAUGAAAGGACUCUAUGGUCGGCAUAGAGCAAAAGGUGCAAUUAAUUAACGAGGGGGGCUAUGAAUUAAGAGUGUGUUGACAUCCUGUCGAGGGUGAUGGCUGCAGGUUCAGUGAGGGAGGAAUGCAGCAGUCCACAGAUGCCUACAUGACAUUCCCGAGGGAAGUCCGCUGACUGGCUCUUUGUUUGCUACCUUUUUGCCUUUAGAGGAGGAGAAUGGCUAGCGUCAGAGGAAGUGGGGUGUCCCAAGGAGCAGUUGCUUGCUUUCUUUCUUUCUUUCUUUUAAAAAAAAAAAAAAAAAAAAAAAAAAGGUGUCCUGGCUGUCGCACCUAACCAUCCUCUUAUGAAUUAUGGGCUGAUCCUCUUGGCUUUAUAAUGUUUUCCACUAUGUGGUUAUGCCUAUUUGGCUUGUCUUCUCAUUGGUAGUGUUUCCAUGUUCGAUUUUGGCUAUGUUGGAGUCUGGAAAAAAAAUUGUUUGGCAAAAGGUUUACAAGUCAAAGUUUCUUUAGAUUUUGUACAGAAAAGCAGCAUGAUCUGCCUUGAUUUUCAUCACAUGUACCCAUUGAGAGUAAUCUUCACACCUCUGGUGCAGAUGUGUACCCUGUGUUGAUAAAGCCAUUAUCUUGUAUGCGAAGACUCUUAAUGAGGAAGGGACAUGUAUAUUUAUGCUAAGUGCCACAUUUUUUUUAUGAUUGAAAAGAUAUUGUAAGUCAAGUUCUUAUGGCUGUGAUCUUGUUUUCCAGCAUGUAGUGCUGAUGAGUUCAUCUUUGGUGCUUCAGCCAAUACUUAAAGGCCUUUUCUGGACCAGUUUGUCCCAUCUGUAGGGCGAUGCUUUUCGCACUCACUUACGAGUAAGUUAAUAUUGUGGGCGCCACAAUGCAGCUCACUUUUGAUUUUGAAAUUAAGAAUUGAUGUAUUUUAAUAUGUGGAUGAAUAAAUUAAGACUUUACCUGAGCUCGGUUGGAAAGGAAUAAUGUGUCCUGCUUCACCUGCGGGAUAACACGGGUCUGUUUGUGUUAAGUCCUCAGUGUAGCUUUCAGUAAGCACACUGAGCUCCCGGAACUCUGGCUUGCCAUCUUAAGGGCAGGCGGAUGGUCUCUCACACUUCAUUCUCUUGAGGUGAGAUGUUGCACAGCAAUUGCACUUGAAUGGGCUGCAAUGGGGAUAAUAAACUAAACAAAGGUGACCAGGAACCAGUGUUGGCACGAUGGCGUACUCUUUAAAAACGCUAUUGCAUCAGUUUUCCCCGUGCAAGACUUCAUGCCUUGUCUGGUUAGCGCCUCACAGCUGCAGAACCUAUGCAGAAAAAGUCACAUGGCAACACUACCAGUGAUUGGAGCCAACAACAGAGCUGGGUGGGUUAUUUGAAGUCCUUUCCAUUGAUUUGUACUGCAUUUGCUCAACUGCAUAGAAUGCAUUUUGGAGAAGGUUUGUACGACAGCCCAGUACAAAACACUGUGCCAAACAACAUCGAUCAGCCACAGAAAAGAUAUAAAAAAUGUAUCAUUUAUAGUAAUCUGACCCAGAUCUCUGAGGUAAAACAUUAAUCCACCUUUACAUGAAGCUUGUGUGUUAAACCUCAGUAUUAAUGUAUUUAUUGAAAGACUUGCAGAGUGAAGGUACUGAAAUGGCCAUUCUAAUAUUUUGGUGGUUAUAAUAGCAAGUGAGCGAAUGAAUAUGCUGUGUGUUUACAUGUACGCCAUUCUCCUCUCUCUGUUUUUCCCUCCUUUACUUGAUUGGACUGUGUAUUCUUUCCCUGGGUCGAAGGCACUGAAGCUGCACCACUGCAAUGGGCCUGCAUUCCUGCAACUUAGAUGUCCGUUCAAGCGCUCUUGUUGGUACUCUGAGGUGUGUGUGUGUGUGUGUGUGUGUGUGUGUGUGUGUGUGUGUGUGUGUGUGUGUGUGUGUACACUUUGAUGGCUAUUGCUAAUGCUUGAGAUCCAUUCUACUUAGAGGGAUGGAUAUACAGUGAUAUUAAAAGCUAUCUUUGCAUCUUUUUUUUUUUUUGUUCUUUUGUAAGGUUGACACACCUUAACAUGUGUAUUUAGGACCACUUAAGAUGAGACUUUUUUAAAAGAGUUAAAAUAAACUUUGUGUAGUGGUGUACAAAUUGAAAGUAAUGUAUUUUUGUUUGAUUUUUUUCUUCUUUUUUUAAGUAUACCAAAUGUAAAUUAUGUACAAUGAGUGUGCCAAUCCCCUUUCUUUGUAAAGCCAGAUUCUUAACAAGUGCCAAUGUUGUGAAAAAUCAGAGGGCCUGUGAAUUUCAUGGUCCGGUUUUUAAAACAAAUAAACACUUAAGUAUGUGAUUAAUUAAUUACAAAAAGGACAAUUUUAUUCUAUAUUUAAGAUUAAUGAUGAACUGCUGUUUUUAAGAUAAAUGUCAUUUUAAUUGCAUGUGUUUGUCAGGUUGGGGAGGGAGUGGGUGGGUGAGAUACUGUAUUCAUGCAGCGCCCUCAUGAAAAGGGUCCUAAUGGUUAUUGAUUUACAGUAUUUUAGCCAUAUUUCUCUUUUGUAUGUUUCAUUUCAACCACUGUUGCCUGAACCUCAUUCAAACAUGAAAAUGAUUUUCAUAGCCUUCUCCUUUAAAUGUUUUAAAUUGGAAUAAAAUAUGUUCCUAUACUCUC